This is a messenger RNA of Cotesia congregata, 699 nucleotides long. NCBI's taxonomy places the organism in Eukaryota, Metazoa, Arthropoda, Insecta, Hymenoptera, Braconidae. The record is from the annotation of a GenBank genome assembly.
AUGGGUAAAAAAAGAACAAUUACGCCGUCAUCAUCAUCAUCAAAAAAUAUUAAAGUUGAAGUAAAAGACGAAAUCAAUGACAAUGAAGUUGUGGUAGCUCGUGAUCGUCUUAAAGGAGCUUUAAGGGAAUUACUACGUAACAGCGAUGAAGGAUCUUCUGGUGAUUCUGAUAAUGAAAGAGAUGUGCCGGAAUAUAAACCAACUCCUAUUAAAAAAACACGACAAACUCCAAUGCGCAAAUUAAAAAAAAAGAAGCCUCUAGCAGCGGACCAGUCAUUCCAUCACACAUAUGUGAUGAAACUCUUCGACAGAAGUGUCGACCUGGCGAAAUUCCGUGAAGACACUCCUCUGUACCCGAUCUGUCGUGCUUGGCUGGCUAAUCAGCCAAGGAACCCAAAUUUGGUUCCAAAGGAAAGGACUCCCAGUCCGGAGAUUGUCGAGGAAGUGCACAAAGACACUAGCUUUGAAGACUCCAAUGGAGAAUUGAAAGAUGUGUUGAACUUGCCGCCACCUAAACCCGCUGAAGAAGCUUUUCCAAGGAACCGCAUUCCUUCUCCAGUUCGCCAGCCGAAGGAUAAGCUUGAUCUUAAUUAUAUAGUAGCUAGUAUAAUCCAGAUAACAAUGAGCGUAAUCCAGAUUACAAUGAGUAUAAUCCAGAUAUUAUCCAGUAUAAUCUGGAUUAUACUAGCUACCAUCUGA